GCGAACACUCCUUGUACCUCAACCACCACCAUGGAAGGCUGGAGCAAGCUUCAAUCGAGCAUCGGCAGCCUCAACCUUGGCCAGAGUGCAAACAAAUUCGCCAAGGGCUUCAAUUCGAGCGUCCAGGCAACAAGGGAGCGAUUGGGCCAGGUAGCGCCAGAGGAGAUUACCGAGCUUCCACAGGAGUACAAGGAUCUUGAGAACCGUGUCGACUCCCUGCGGAAUGCCCAUCUUGCCUUGCUCAAGAUAGCGAAAGUCUACGAUCAUGAAGGUUAUGACUACCCUACUCAGAUCCAGGAGUCCAUCUCCGAACUGUCAACGUCCAUUGGCGCAGGCCUGACCAACUUUGCCGCCAACAACCUCAAGGGGACUAAUCUGCCUACGCCUGCACCUGUCGUAGCACCUCAAGCUCAGCACAAGACCCUUCCGCAUGCAUUGGGGCGGGCAGCCACGAGUGCGGCGCAGGGACUGGGUUCCGACGACAGGUUGGGCAGAGCGCUGGCGCUUUAUGCUGGAGGAUACGACAAAGUUGCCACGGCGAGGCUACAGCAGGACGAGAGCAUCCGUGUGGGAUUCCUCCACCCAUGGCAAACGACCUUGAGCACCUCAAUUCAGGUUGCGAUGAAGGCGCGCCAGGCGGUCAAAGUUAGCCGGUUGGAGUUGGAUGCUGCUAAGCAAACGCUGAAGAAUGCCAGCCCGUCCAAGCAGGAGCAUGCUAGACUGGAGGUCGAGAAUGCGGAGGACGAUCUGGUGCAGAAGACUGAGGUGGCCAUCACUCUGAUGAAGACGGUAUUGGAGAACCCGGAGCCCCUUAAGAACCUCAACGAACUCGCCAAGUCGCAGCUGAUGUUUCACGCAGCCGCAGCCGAGGCACUGUCGAGCGUGCAAGGUGAAAUUGAGGAGCUGAGCGUUGCAGCAGAGGGAGAGUAUAGGAAGUCCCGUGACCACUGAAGUCCCUCUAAAUUAGUUUAUGCUUGCUUCGGUCAAUUCUGUUUUUUGCUUUCUCACACCACGGACGUUCGGAAGAUUGUUUUAUUUCGUCUAACUAAACAUGUC
This is a messenger RNA of Desarmillaria tabescens, 1056 nucleotides long. Its product is annotated as BAR domain-containing family protein. Bases 31 to 951 code for a protein of 306 amino acids. NCBI's taxonomy places the organism in Eukaryota, Fungi, Basidiomycota, Agaricomycetes, Agaricales, Physalacriaceae. The transcript is spliced from 6 exons. The record is from RefSeq and is a predicted model, not a curated record.